AUGAAAAUGCACGAGAUUUACAACGAGAUCAGUGCGGCGAUCGCGUUUCGCACCAUUCCGGUGAACCUGAGCCGCUUCCUCGGCGACGUGAAGCCCUCGGCCCGCGCCCACCACACCAACUCCUUCGGCUGGAACCUGCAGAUGACGCUGGUGCUGGGCUGGGUCGGGUUCGUCCUGCUCAACACGUUCGUGGCGCCCUUCAAGGUGAGCCACGUGAACCUGCGGCACGCGUUCGGCGGGCUGUUCAGCUCGCGCGGCAGUCGGCUCGACUUUUUGGACGUGUUCCGGGUGGUAGCCAUUGUGUGGGUGAUGGCCAAUCAUCUGGGCAGCGAGGGCCGAAUCGACAUCUUGGAGAGGAAACCGAGCGCUGAAAUGUUCAAGGUAAGGGUUUGGGGUGGGAAAAGUUGCUCGGAGGAUUAAAAAAAACAUGUCAUUUUUUUUACUGGAAUGCCUGUCAGUGUCAUGUCAGACGAAAUUUCGACUUUCCAAAAAAUAUGUCAUCAUAACAUAUUUUCCAAAAAAUAUGUCAUGAUGACAUAUUUUUUGGAAUAUUCAAAAAUCAUAAAACAUGUAAUUUUUUUACUGGAAGGCCUGUCAGUAUCAUUGCAGACGAAAUUUUGACUUUUUUCAAAAUUCCAAAAAAUAUGUCAUGAUGACAUAUUUUUUGGAAUUUUCAAAGAUCACUGUAAAAAUUGUCAUAGACGUCUAAUAGACCUUCCAAAAAAAUUUUAUCGCUAAAAUAGGCCAAUUUCGAAGUACUUUCUAAAUUUUGACGAAAUGUCACAUUUUUUUGACAUUUCGUUUUUUCCUCAAAAACCCGCAAAAAAUCGCCGAAAAUUGCCUAAAAUACCCCUCAUUUCAGGCCUCAGUCCACAACCACCCAAUUCUCGGCGCGCUGCUGGGCAACUCCGCCUUAGGCGUGGAGAUUUUCCUCGUUUUGUCGGGCCUGUUGGCGGCGCGCUCGUGGCAUCGGCGCUCCGACCAAUCCUUUCGUCAUCACACGUUCGUCUUCCUGAUCCGCCGCAUCUUCCGCCUGCUGCCGGUGGUCGCGGUCUUCAUUUUCUUGGCCGCCGGCCCGAUUAUGGCCAAGCUCCUGCCCCGCUUCCACAACACGAUGAUCAGCGAGUGUGGUGUGACCGGGAUUUUGUCGCAUCUGACGUUGACCUCCAACUGGCAGUCCGCUCCGACUUGUCUGGGAUAUCUGUGGUGAGUUUCUGUUCACCGUUUUGUUGGGUUUCGUGGGGUAAAAUUGAGUUUUUUGAGGAAAUUUUGUCAAAAAUUCCCUAAAAUAAGGUGUUUUGAAGGGAAAAGUUCGAUUUUUCGAUUUUAGAUGCGAUUUUUUUAAGAAAAAUUAUUUUUACUCCCUUUUUGAGAGCAAAUAGGUUCUAAUGAUAUCAAUUUGCAGUCGAAACUAUCAAUUUUGAAAUUUCGGUUACCUAAAGUAAUAUAAUUUUUUGCUAAAAACAGACAUUUUUUGUUCUAAAAUUACGUUUUAUCUCUGUCAAAAGAUAUUUUAAGCCCUAAAAUUACGAUUUACCCCCAUUUUUCCACAAAUUCGACAUUAAUUUUCGCCUUUUUUCAGGUACGUUGGACUAGACAUGCAGCUCUAUCUGAUGGCCCCAAUCCUCCUCCAACUCCUCUAUCGUCGUCCUCGACUCGCGUUGGCGACAAUUCUCGCCCUCAUUGUUGCAUCGGCCUUGCAACGCGCCCACAUUUGCACCUCCUUCAACGUGUGCAACAAGUCGGAUGUGGACAUUCCUUUCAUCUCGUUCGCGGGGCAGACCGCCGACCAGGUGCGGCAGGUGUACGCCGGCUUGUGGGAGAUGUACGGGAGGCCCUGCACGAAGGCCGGGCCCUUCCUCAUCGGGCUGGUUUUGGGCUUCGCGACCAGCAAUUUGGAGCUGAAAAUCCGCGCGCGACUCGCCUCUCGAAUCGCGUUGUUGGGAAUGGCGCUAGCCGUAAUUAUAAUCUACGCGAUCCUCCCGGAAUACUGGUAUCCCGACGCCGGCAACACCCUCUACAACACGCUGUACACGGCCCUGUUUCGGACGACUUUUGCGCUCGCGGUGUCAAGUGUCAUUUUCGCCCUCUUCUACAGCGAAACCCCCACCGCCGUGAGUGGGGUGUGGACCGUGUUGGCCAAACUCACCUUCAACGUGUACUUGUGGCACAUGCCGGUGGUGUAUUUGUUCAAUUUCGUGCCCUUCUAUCAGACCGCCACUUCAGCCAUGGUGUUGUUGAUAUUGCUCCCAUUUUUGGCGAUUCUGUCGUUUUUCGCCGCCUUUUUGUUCUAUUUAUUCGUUGAAGACCCAAUUGCACGGAUCUCGGGCGCUCUCCUUCAGAAAUUGUAA
Messenger RNA from Bursaphelenchus xylophilus (pine wood nematode), 2351 nucleotides. The record is from the annotation of a GenBank genome assembly. NCBI's taxonomy places the organism in Eukaryota, Metazoa, Nematoda, Chromadorea, Rhabditida, Aphelenchoididae.